ACAAAGUAGAUAGGGACGAUAUCGAGCUAGCUAGCCAGCUGGGUCUGCGUCUGUUUUUGAUCUGACGUCACGCGUCAGUUGAGCGUCGUUCGGCAAGCGGACCAGUCCAACGCGUACACACUAUCCACAAAUCGAAGAGUUGCAAGCUGCCAACGACAGCUAAAACCAAAAAGUCCUUCCCGACAACAAUAUAUAGCUACCGGAUAGCUGCUGCAAGAAAGGAUGCGAUAACGGGAAUCCAUAAACUGACAGAAGGGGCAGCAGUGCCGCUGAAGCGGAAAUUGACAGAAGUCGGAUUUCUGUUGCUCCUGGUAGGUAAAGAUGACGAAGAGAUUCGAGUUUAAUUGGCAGAUAGAAGUACCGGAGGUACUGAGGACCGGAUGCGUUUUCGAUCGAUGGUCUGAAGAGAAGGACAACACGGAAAUUGAGCCGAACUGCUUCUUUAAGGUCGACGAGUAUGGUUUCUUCAUCUACUGGCAGAGCGAAGGAAAGGACGGAGACGUCAUCGAAUUGUGUCAAGUGAGUGACAUACGUGCUGGUGGUGUGCCCAAGGAUCCAAAGUUAUGCGAUAAGCUCAGCGCCAAGAGUAAUGAUUCACUGGAGGAAAGAAGUUUAACCAUUUGCUCGAAUGUGGACUACACAAAUAUCAAUUACCAACACGUCGUGUGUCCUGACGCUGUCACAGCCAAAACGUGGCUGGAUGGCAUACGAUCUAUUACGCAUAACGUGAAAGCCAACAAUGUCUGCCCAAUGACGUGCCUAAAGAAACAUUGGAUGAGACUUCGGAUGUUGGUUGAUCCGAAUGGCAAAGUUCCCGUAAAGGUGGUUGCAAGGACUUUUGCUUCUGGAAAAACGGAGAAAUUAGUAUAUCAGUGCCUUUCUGAGUUGGGCCUACCAAGCGGCAAGAAUGAUGUGAUAGAACCGGAUGAUUUUACUUUUGAUGCAUUUUAUGCACUUUAUCAUAAAAUUUGUCCUAGAAACGAUAUCGAGGAACUUUUUCAAUCUAUAACUCAAGGGCAAGCUGAUACAAUAAGUUUGGAACAAUUUAUAACGUUUCUGAAUGAAAAACAGCGGGAUCCUACGCUGAAUGAAAUCCUUUAUCCUUUCUACGAUGAAAAAAGAGCUACAGAAAUUAUCAAUGAUUACGAACAAAACGAGACAAUUAAAAGUCAAAGGCAGAUGACCAAAGAUGGCUUUAUAAGGUACCUGAUGUCAGAUGAAAAUGCACCUGUAUUUUUGGACCGGUUAGACGUUUACAUGGAUAUGGAUCAACCAUUAGCGCAUUAUUAUAUCAAUUCAAGUCACAACACGUACUUGAGUGGUCGUCAAUUUGGUGGCAAAAGUAGUGUUGAAAUGUACAGACAAGUUUUGUUAGCGGGUUGCAGGUGUAUUGAAUUAGAUUGUUGGGAUGGUAAGGGAGAAGACGAGGAACCAAUCAUAACACAUGGCAAAGCUAUGUGUACUGUCAUUCUUUUCAAAGAUGUUAUAUAUGCUAUACGAGAUACGGCAUUCGUAACAACAGAUUAUCCACUGAUUCUUAGUUUGGAAAAUCAUUGUAGUAAAACUCAGCAGUGCAAAUUAGCUAAAUACUGUGAUGAAAUACUUGGUGAUUUACUACUAAAGGAGCCUUUAAAGGAAUAUCCGUUGGAACCUGGUGUGUCACUACCUUCACCAAGUGCAUUGAAAAGAAAAAUCCUAAUAAAAAACAAAAGGCUAAAACUAGAAGUAGAGAAGCAAGAAUUGGAACUUUUUAAACAAGGUCAAUUUGUCAUAGAAGAUGAUAUUAAAGAAGAUGCGAGUGCUCCGCCAACAGUUACACCAAUCGUCGAACCACAAUCGGUAAAGGAUGAUGUAGCGAACGAUCCGGUCGCAGCUGUAGCGACUGGACAACUGAAGUUAUCCCAACAAAGUGAAAGCUUGGAGCUUGCAGUGCCUGGACAGCCAUACACGGGCAGUACGACCAACGUCCAUCCUUGGUUGUCGUCAAUGGUGAAUUAUGCACAGCCAAUCAAAUUUCAAGGUUUCGAUGUGGCCGAGCAAAACAAUAUACACUAUUAUAUGUCUUCCUUUUCGGAGGCUACUGGACUGAAUCACUUGAAAACUUCAGCCAUAGAAUUUGUUAAUUAUAAUAAACGCCAAAUGAGCCGAAUAUAUCCAAAAGGUACAAGAGCUGACUCAUCUAAUUACAUGCCACAGGUCUUUUGGAAUGCUGGCUGCCAAAUGGUAUCAUUAAAUUUUCAAACUUCUGAUUUACCAAUGCAAUUGAAUCAAGGUAAAUUUGAGUACAACGGUUCUUCUGGCUUUUUGCUAAAACCAGAUUUCAUGAGAAGGGCUGAUCGAAGUUUCGAUCCUUUCGCUGAAAGUCCCGUUGAUGGUGUUAUAGCGACUCAGUGUAGUGUUCAAGUGAUAGCCGGUCAAUUCUUAUCGGACAAAAAAGUUAGCACGUACGUUGAAGUAGAAAUGUACGGUCUGCCAACAGACACGAUCCGUAAAGAGUUUCGAACAAGAACCGUUCCUGGCAAUGGCUUAAAUCCUGUCUAUAACGAGGAGCCUUUUCUAUUUCGCAAAGUUGUAUUGCCAGAUCUUGCCGCACUUCGGUUCGCCGUAUACGAUGAGUCGAAUGGCAAACUGUUAGGUCAAAGAAUCGUCCCACUGGAUGGCUUACAGUCAGGUUAUCGGCACAUAAGCUUGAGAACUGAGGCUAACUUUCCGAUGUCCUUGCCCAUGUUAUUCUGCAACAUUGAAAUUAAAAUUUACGUACCUGAUGGCUUUGAAGAACUGAUGGAUGCACUGUCAGCUCCAAGAGCGAAAAAAGUAACAGAUGCGUCGCCAGCGACGAAAAUGCGUGGACUUGGCAUAGAAGAAAACGAUCUUAAACCGAAUUCAGAGCCUGCUCAAUCUCGUUUCCCUGAGGCUGCAAAACCAAGAGAGGAACUAAAUUUCGAACCUAUUACCAUUGAAACUCUUCGUCAUGAAAAAGGGUACAUCAAACUAAUGCGAAAACAACAAAAGGAACUAGAGAGUUUGAAAAAAAGACAUCAAAAGGAACGAUUUACAGUACAAAAGCAACAGUGUGGCUCUAUAGAAAAACUCAUCAAGGGCAAAAAUCUUCGGCAUUGUAGUCAAACAGAGCUAUCUCGCGAUCCAGUCAUACGCCAAGCAGUUGCAGAGCAAACAGCUCAAUGGUCACGUCUUGCCGAACGUCAGCGCCGAGAGGAGCGCGAACUUGUGCAAGCUCAGCUGGAAGAACGUAAAAUCCAACUGAAGAAAUUAUGUACGGUGGCUCAAGUGACUCAAACAAAACAAUUAAACACAAGGCAUGAAAAGGAAAUCAAGGAGAUGAACUCAAGACAGGCGAGGCUUUCGGUUGAGAGUAUGCGCGAGGUCAUGAAUGAUAAAACAUUAAAAACAAGGGGUAUAAAAGAAGGUAGACUCAGAGAAAAGCAACAAAAUAACACCAAAAAAUUUAUGGAGGAGAGAAGAGUUGCUCAGAUGGUGCAAAACAGAGAAAAGGAUAAGCUUAAAGUCAUUCAUGAGAAGCAAUUGGAAGAAGUACAAAAAGAAAUGAAUGGAAUCAUGGAUAUGUACAAAAAUGAAGAAAUGGAGUAUGAGUUAGGACCAAAGAAAGAAUUUUAUGCGUAACACGAUCAUCGUGAAAAGAAUAAUAAAAAUAAAAAAAUUGCAUGAUCAAUAAAUGUCAGGUCAUAGCAAAUCAGGAUCAAGUUCAAUGAAGAAAUACCUUUCAACAUGUAUGAAACUUUAGAGCAGCCAAAAUGUCUAAAAACUUUUAACAUUCGCUCUCCAUACUAUUUUUUAUAAAAUUUUCAUCUAUAAUUUUCUAGUUGAGAGGGCAGAAAUUGAUGAAAUGAGCGAAUUGUUAAUUAAAAAAUUAAAUAAGUGGAAUGCGACAGCUCUAAUCGAAGUCAUAUUAAAAAUGAUCUAGUCAAGCGUUAUUUUCUCAAAUGAAGUUAUGAGUAAUCUAGUACUUAGGAAAUUGAUAUUGUGAAUAAUAAUUAUUAAACUGAAUAUAUCAGAUUGACACAUCAUUGAUGCUUGCAGUGUAUUUUGAUUCUUAUUGUCAAGAGAAGCUCUUUGAAAACUUUUAUACCAGUCGAUCAGUCUAUAAGACUAACUAAUCGAAGUUAUUUUUCAAUCUUCAAAAUGCAAGAUAAAAUGUGGUAAACUGUGAACGAGCUUUUCUGUACAAUAAGUUUCGAUUUUUUCGGAAUUUUGUUAAAUUUCAUUUGUCGAUAUAGACAUGUUUGGUAUAACAAAGGUGUUUAUAUCGACACGUUUGUUGUAACAGAUUUUAUGUGCUUGUGACAUUGUGCCACAUACAUAAAUGAAAAUAUGAAAUACAAUUCCUUAACACCCUCGCGUGAUAGUUGUAAUAGUUCUAGAUUUUAAUUAAACUUUAAGAGUUCUAUAAUUUAUUAAAUGAUUUCUAGUGCAUUGUUAUAGUUAAUUUUUAAAAUAAUAUUUAGAGAAAAAUGUUUUUAAGUUUAAAUGUUUGAAAAUUUUAUAUUAUUAUGUAAUUUUUACUGUACCUAUUCAUCGCUAGAUCUUUACUUCCAUUGUACUUUAAUUUCAAAUGUCACUUUGUAUUUUUAGAAAAUAACUUGUCUUACUCGAAAGGAAAAUCCUCUUAACUAUAAGAACAUAGUUCUGAUUUUUGGAAAGAACGUUAAUGGAACAUUUUACAGUAGAAUUUCUAUAACAGAAUAAUCGUAACCUUCCGUAUACACAAUGCCAAAUAAAUAUUUAGUUUAAAUAUAAUUUUAAUACAUUGCGUACUAUAUAUAAGACAAAGUUACAUUUCAUCUUUUAUUAAAAUCAUACUACUCUCUUUAAAAAAUUUUUCUAAUAAGUUUAACAUUUAAUAUUACUGACGCAAAUGUCAUUAAUUACAUUUUUAUAAUUUAUAUUGAUGGUGAUAAGAAAUUAUGUACCGUUCAAUAAAUAUGUACGUAGCUGGCAUAUGAACAUUUUCAGAAUAUUCUAUUUCACUAAUAUAGCCUGAUUGUUCUAUAUAUAAUGAUAUUCUUUAAAUAAACACCGGUGAAAAAUUUACUUGUUAUAAAAAAUUUGUAAAAUGAACUCAUUUUCAUUCCAUUUUUUAUCAUUUUAUUUUGCACAGUUAGGAAAAAUAAAAAAUGUUCACUUUUUUAUUAAAAUAUGUGUUUCUAUGUGAAUAUAUAUUUAUAAUGUAGUAUAUAUAAUUUUAAUAUAAGGUUUAAUAAUUAUUUAAAUGGAUAUAAAAUAAUUUUUUGUAAUUCACUUUAAAUAGAAUAAUCAAAUGUUGAAAUUUAUCAAAAUCUGAAUAAGUUACUCAUAAAUACAACAGUUUAUUCUAAACUUAUAUACUGUAUUGCUUUUAUUUCAAGAACAUUUGAAGUUUAUAAUAUUACUUUAAUGAUAAUAAAAUUUUUUCUUAUGUAUUCAAUUAAUGGGUCCACUGAUAUGUACAAUACAUACAUUCAUCUAAAACUAAACUUCACAAACGGCAUGUAUUAAGUUUUUCAUUAAUUAAUCAAUCAUAGAAAAUACCAAACUGUUAGAUUCAUUUUAUUCAAUCUACGGGCUCGAAAACUGAUCUAUGACUGACAGAUGAGUUAAUCUGUCAGUGAAGAGCGGUAACUCCAGAUUGACUUAAAAUAAGAUUAACGAUAAAAUAAAAAAUAUUUCAUCUACACAUAUUGUGCAUAAUUCAUUUUGUCAUGUAGUAUAUUUGAACCCUAUUUUAUCUCUGUUGUACAUAAGUCACUUUUGAAGUAAAAUUAUAUACCUAAAAUAAUUUCUUCUACAAUAAUUUUUCAUAUUGUUUAUCGAAUUAUUUAAAUACGUUAUUUAUGUAAGGUAAUGUAAAAUGAAAUAAGUUGCAAUAAGAAAUAAAAAAUAAGA
This is a messenger RNA of Phymastichus coffea, 5901 nucleotides long. RefSeq names its product 1-phosphatidylinositol 4,5-bisphosphate phosphodiesterase-like. NCBI's taxonomy places the organism in Eukaryota, Metazoa, Arthropoda, Insecta, Hymenoptera, Eulophidae. The coding region runs from base 322 to 3642 and encodes 1106 amino acids. Gene Ontology annotation, molecular function: calcium ion binding; phosphatidylinositol-4,5-bisphosphate phospholipase C activity. The transcript has 19 exons. The record is from RefSeq and is a predicted model, not a curated record. Gene Ontology annotation, biological process: phosphatidylinositol-mediated signaling; lipid metabolic process.